This is a messenger RNA of Sclerotinia sclerotiorum 1980 UF-70, 471 nucleotides long. RefSeq lists its product as hypothetical. Gene Ontology annotation, cellular component: intracellular anatomical structure. The record is from RefSeq and is a predicted model, not a curated record. The coding region runs from base 1 to 471 and encodes 156 amino acids. The transcript has a single exon. Lineage: Eukaryota; Fungi; Ascomycota; Leotiomycetes; Helotiales; Sclerotiniaceae.
AUGGCAGAUCCACGUUCCGCUCAAGACGUUAUCGCGGCCUUGAACCUUACUCCUCAUCCUGAAAAGGGUUACUUUAUUGAGACUUUCCGAGACACUGAAGGCACACCCGAGCACCAAUCUCAUAGCACAUGUAUCUACUAUCUUUUGGAGGGCGACACUGGAGUUUCACACUGGCAUCGUGUACUUGACGCAACUGAGGUCUGGCAUCAUUAUGCUGGGGCUCCUCUAAAGUUGUCUUUGUCUUGGGAUGAUGGAAGCCCUGUGAGACACAAUAUUUUGGGGAAAGACUUGUGGAAUCAAGAGAAGCCUCAAGUGGUGGUGCAGAAGAAGGAGUGGCAGCGAGCUCAGAGCCUAGGCGCGUGGACACUGGUUGGAUGCACGGUCGCUCCAGCAUUCACUAUGGAGAACUUUGAGAUGGCCAAUGAAGGAUGGGAGCCAAAAGGGGCAGCCGAUGCAGCCAAGAAUAAUUAA